Miscanthus lutarioriparius is the source of this 1602-nucleotide messenger RNA. The record is from the annotation of a GenBank genome assembly. NCBI's taxonomy places the organism in Eukaryota, Viridiplantae, Streptophyta, Magnoliopsida, Poales, Poaceae.
AUGGCUAGAAGUGGUCCUUCCCGAAUGAAGAAACCUUGUGAUCAUUGCAAAAGAUACUUGGACCAUCCGGAUGAGAAGAAUCAAAGUAUGAGCUGCUUCCUCAGGCGUAUGACUGCCGGUCCUAAACAUAUCAUGAUUGUGCCAAACAAAUUUCUGAAGCAUUUUGUAGGAAAGUUAUCCCAAACUAUCAAGUUAGAAUCCCCUAAUGGCAGCGUAUAUAAUGUUGAAGUUAUGGAAUGUUAUAAUAAGAUAGUUCUCAGACAUGGUUGGGAGGAAUUUGUUGGUGCCCAUCAUAUUGAACAGAACGACUUCUUGCUGUUCCAGCACAUUGAAAACUCUGUUUUCAAGGUUCUGAUCUUUGAUUCCGAUGGUUGUGAGAAAAUCAUUUGUUGUGAUGGCAUAAAAAGCAUCCCAAGUGUUGGAGAAACAAGAGUAGAUUAUGUUGAUAUUUCAAGCAGCUCUCAGUUUGAUACCAUAGGAUCGUCAGGGAAACUUUCCAGUCGACAUGAGGAAACUUUGAAGAUGACUGUAACAUCCUCGUCAUCUGGUGGCUCAGGAGAAGACAUUCCAUCUGAAAAUGAAUCUUUUGAGUCAGAUGAUCUUCAGGCACCAGGGGCUGAUUAUAUUGUAUCACAUCGAACUUAUCUAUCUCAAGAACAAAAGGAGAGAGUAACUUUGCUGAUCCAGGAGAUUCAACCUAAAACUACUGUUUACAUUGCCGUCAUGCGGAAGAGCCAUGUUCAUCCCCCAGCUCCUUCUGUUGAUAUUAUAAAGGAAUAUGCAUUUGCAUAUUUUCCACAUGGAAACGCAAAUGUCACACUUCAGAGACCAGGCAAGAGCAAGAAGUGGCAUCCCAAAUUCAACACAACAAAAGGUAGUGUGUACAGGCUUCAAGGGCAGUGGUUAGACUUUGUCCGUGACAAUGAUGUGCAGGAGGGAGAUAUCUGCGCCUUUUUACCGGAAAAGUUUGGGAGAAGUUUUACGUUUACAGUCUAUCUAAUUUGCGCAGCAGCUACUUGUUCCAGGAGUGAAACUGGUUUUCAAAGGGCUGGCCCAUGCCCUGGUGGAUCUAGUCCAAAUAUGGCUUCAGAAGUUUAUAUUAAGGAGCCAACGGAUGGAGAGCAUGUUUCAUCGGAAAGUGGCAUGAAUGAAAAUUUGCGUGAAUCUCUGGAGAGAGAAGAUUCUGGUAGUCCAUCUCAGCCUCUCUACAUUUUACCAUCCAAUAGCGGUCUAUCUAAAUCCCAAAAGAAGAUUGUUGAAGAAAGAGUGCAAGCCAUCAAAUCUGAAGUUCCCAUUUAUGUAGCAAUCAUGAGGCGGAGCAGCCUUGGGAUGUCUCGGACACCUACACUAGAAUUAGGUUCGCGAUAUGCUACUGCUGUAAAUCUCCCAGCUGGAGGGCAAACUGUGGUGCUCUGGUGCGGGAGAAAUAUAUGGAAGGCCAAUAUAGUGACAACUCGUCAAAGGCAUUAUCUUUCUAGAGGUUGGCACAAAUUUGUUCGUGACAAUGGUCUAGGUCUUGGUGAUAUCUGUCUGUUUGAACUGAAGAGAAAAGAGAGGAAGCUUACCAUGAUGGUCCAUAUCAUUCCCAGGAAGGAGCUUUAG